This is a messenger RNA of Closterium sp. Naga37s-1, 1071 nucleotides long. NCBI's taxonomy places the organism in Eukaryota, Viridiplantae, Streptophyta, Zygnematophyceae, Desmidiales, Closteriaceae. The record is from the annotation of a GenBank genome assembly.
AUGAAAUUCAGCAAUUACCAUGGCAGCAGCCUAGGCUGGCGAGAACCGUCGCCAGAGCACACGCGCGGGCGCCGCCGCGCAGCCCCCGGUCCACGUAGCCGCAGCGCGGCUCUGCGACCGGCAGCGCGGCGCGUUGAGCGAAUUUCACGGGACGGACGGCAACACCUCCCCCUUAUCGUCCGCAGCACCCCUUGUGUGCUCCCCGCGCGCCUCGCGUUCCCUGCGCCGCCGCCCCUCGACCGCCUCGCGCGCCUUUCGCUCGUCGUGCUGCUUGCGCUGCUGCUGUGCCCGCCGUGCCGGGGCUCCCCCACGCCGCCAGCAGCCCCCCCCGCGGCGGCGGCGCCGCUAGCCCCACCCGUGGCGGCGCCGCCAACAGUUUCCCCCGCGGCGCCCACCCCGCAAAAAACCGCCGCCACUCAAGGUGUGAUGAGAGGAGUUACCAGUCGGCGGUUAGGCGGCCGAGUAUGGCAGAUGGGCGGCAGCGGCCGUCAGUGGCAGAGCGGGAUAUGGGUGGGAAAUGGGAGGGGAAUGGGGGGGGAGGAGAGGAGAGUGGGGGGGAGUGGGAGGAGAAUUAGGGGAAUGGAGGGGAAUGGGGAGGAAUGGGGGGGAAUGGAGGGGAAUGGGUGGAAUGGGAGGAGAAUGGGGGGGAAUAGGAGGGGAAUGGGGGGGAAUGAGAGGUUAAUGCGCAGGAAUGGGGGAAAGGGGGGGGGUGAUGGGAGACAUCUCUCAUACCUGCCUUCUCCCGCCUUGUCCUGCAACCCCAUAGACACUGAUCUCUCCAUCCCUCCUACGCCCUCACCCGUACCCCCUCCCUCCUACGCCCUCACCCGUCCCCCCUCCCUCCUACGCCCUCACCCGUCCCCCCUCCCUCCUACGCCCUCGCCCGUCCCCCUUCCCUCCUACGCCCUCACCCGUCCCCCCUCCCUCCUACGCCCUCGCCUGUCCCCCCUCCCUCCUACGUCCUCGCCCGUCCCCCCUCCACCCGCCCCACCCAGUGGUGGCGCGUCUGGUGCAGCACAGGCAGCUGGCGAGGCAUGGGCACUGUCAGUCAUAAUUCCCUUCGAGUUUUGA